GAAAAUAAAGAUUUGUGCAGCACAAUUCUCACGUGACUCUUUUGACUGUUUUAAGGAACAAAAUCAGUUAUCUGAGAUUUGCUUUGAGGUCACAUUGAUAUGAAAUGUGGAGUCACCUGAUAACGUCACCUGGGAAAGAGACAAACUUCUUUCUUAUUAAAAAACCAUAAAGAAAACAAAUGCCCUGAGGAAUCAUGCCAAAUGCUCAUUCUACAUAUUUUUGUAUCAUUAAUAUGUAUUUUUUAGCCAAUCAAGACCUAUGAUUUGUAUGUUAAAGAAAACGAACGAUUCAUCAAUAUUAUUUUUAGCAGUUUUUAAAAGACUACUUCAUCAUUGUGUACAGAUCUUGUGUAAGAUUUAACAUAUAAAAAUUUGAAAGGCCUUGCUUUUAGAGUUCAGCUUCAACAUUUACUUGUUCUAUUUUCUGCUUGCCAAAGUCUUCCAAAAUUUUAACACUAAGAAAGUUAUGGACUUGGAAACUUACAUUCCUGCAAUAGACUGCAGUGACUUUCAGUGGACAAUUCAAGACAUCAUUCAUUUUACCGUCCAAAAUACCACAUAAGUAUAGAAUUCUUAGUUUUAAUGCGAACAAAGUUGCUUGAGAAUGGCUUGGGUGAAAUUCUUACGGAAACCUGGUGGCAAUCUUGGAAAAACUUAUCAAGCUGGAAGUAUGCUGUCGCUGGCCCCUACCAAAGGCUUGUUAAAUGAACCAGGGCAAAACAGCUGCUUUCUUAAUAGUGCGGUGCAGGUUUUAUGGCAGUUGGAUAUAUUCAGACGAAGCCUGCGAGUUCUGACUGGACAUGUGUGUCAGGGAGAUGCCUGCAUAUUCUGUGCAUUGAAGACAAUAUUUGCACAGUUUCAACACAGCCGAGAAAAAGCACUUCCCUCUGAUAACAUCAGGCAUGCUCUUGCAGAAAGCUUCAAAGAUGAACAGCGAUUUCAACUGGGCCUUAUGGAUGAUGCUGCAGAAUGCUUUGAAAAUAUAUUGGAAAGGAUUCACUUUCACCUAGUGCCAAGCAGAGAUGCAGACAUGUGUACCUCUAAAUCCUGUAUCACUCACCAGAAGUUUGCUAUGACCCUGUAUGAACAGUGUGUGUGUCGUAGCUGUGGGGCGUCAUCAGACCCUCUCCCCUUUACUGAGUUUGUACGCUACAUUUCUACAACAGCCCUAUGCAAUGAAGUUGAGAGAAUGAUGGAAAGGCAUGAACGCUUUAAACCAGAAAUGUUUGCAGAACUGCUUCAAGCAGCAAAUACAACAGAUGACUACAGGAAAUGUCCUCUUUUUUACAGGGUUACCGAUGAAAAUGCCAAAAAUAGUGAACUUCACCUUGUUGGUGUGAUCUGCUAUACCAGCCGACAUUAUUGUGCCUUUGCCUUUCAUACUAAGAGUUCCAAGUGGGUGUUUUUUGAUGAUGCAAAUGUGAAAGAGGUGGGAACUAAAUGGAAAGAUGUGGUCUCCAAGUGUGUCCGAUGUCACUUCCAGCCUCUGCUUUUGUUUUAUGCAAAUCCAGAUGGCACAGCUGUCUCUACCGAGGAUGCGCUCAGGCAGAUUGUCCACUGGUCACAUUACAAAUCUGUGGCAGAAAAUAUCGGAUUUGAAAAGUCUGCAGUUUAUAAAGCCGAUAAUUCCAAAGAAAAUGGAUUCAGUGAUCAAGCAAAACAGAAGGAAAAUCAAAAACUUCAAACCAAUAACCUUCCAUCAUUCAGUCGGAACCACAUUCAGACAAGUGGAGGGAGAGGACCGGUUAAAUUAAGCCACAGUGACCAGAGGGAAAAGAUAAAGGACAUUUCCAGAGAAUGUGCUCUGAAAGCCAUUGAACAGAAGAAUUUACUUUCUUCACAAAGGAAAGAUUUAGAAAAGGGACAAAGGAAAGAUGUAGGCCGACACCGAGAUUUGAUGGAUGAAGACCUCUCACACUUGAAGUCUGGAUCACCUUCUGCCCCAAAUGGUUUCAGGCAAUGUGGGAAUCCACAUCUUUAUCAUAGUCAAGGAAAAGGACCCAUCAAACAUGACCGGGUUGCACACCAAAGUCGAGCUUCUGGACAAACAAGUUCAGGCAAAUCCCACAUUCUUAAUCCAGGAGAGAAAAUACUAGGCCGUGUUAAGAGUGACAGUGCCACUGGAUAUGACACAGACAGCAGCCAAGAUUCCAGGGAGAAAGGAAGCAGCUUCAGUAGCAGUAAAAGCCGGAACCGAGGUUGGAAACCUAUGAGGGAAACGUUAAAUGUCGAUAGUGUUUUUAGUGAGAGUGAGAAGAGGCAGCAUAGCCCAAGACACAAGGCAUGUCUCACCAACAAACCUAAAUGUGGCAAAGAUCAGAGUUUGAAUAACUGGCCCAAAGAAAAUCCGAAGCAGAAAAGCUUAAUGACCAUAUAUGAAGAUGAAAUAAAGCAAGAAAUAGGAAGCAGAACUUCCCUUGAGUCAAAUGGGAAAGCAGAGAAAGCAAAAGGCCUCGUGGAGGGUAAAGGUCAUGGUGACAAUUGGCAGAUGCAAAGGACGGAGUCUGGAUAUGAAAGCAGUGACCAUAUCAGUAACGGGUCUGCGAACUUGGACUCACCCGUCAUCGAGGGAAGUGGUACAGGAAUGGAUACGAGCAGUAGUAAAGAAUUGGCAUCUUCCAGUGAUCGAGUUAGGAUGAAUAACUUGAGUACAGGACUUGGGGACUAUACCUCCCAUCCCAGCAAAAACCACUCAGAAGUGUCCACCCCAGGCUUUAGAAAAGAACUGAAAGACUUGGAGACUAGCUGUAAAUCUCAUGAGCUCCACUCAGAAUCACAUCUACAAAUAAAUCAUUUGACAAAAAGGCCACCCACCAGUGAAACCAGUGAGAAGUUACCUCCUUCAUACAGUCCACACAUUCUCAAGGACCCUGCUGUGAGAGAACAUGUCCACCAGCCAGAGGAACAGAAAUUGGAAAAACUAAAUGGAAGCAGAUUUUCUGAAUGGCUUCCUACAGAAAACUCUGAGAGAACGAGUUUGCCAUUCCAGGUUGGUGAUGGUUCUGUGCCUGGAAAGAGAGUGAACAGCAGUGAAAGAGUGUCUCCAUCUUCAUUGUGUUCUGCACACUUGAGAACUGUAGGGCUAAAGCCAGAUACUGCUCCCCUCGUCCUACAACAAAACACAAUAGAACCAUGUUCUGCUGAGAACCCUGUCUCCAAGGAACACACAACUCAUUCAACCUGCAGGUCUGAGGCUGGUCAGAUGCCAAAAUUUUGCCAGAAUCAACCACCCCCUUUGCCACCAAAAAAAUACACUAUACCUAUUGUGCCACAGUCAGACAAAAACGAGUCUCUACCUGAUGUGAAGCAUACAGAGGGGUUGAAAGCAAAUUCCUCUCAUCUUUCAAUGCACAGUUUAAAUACAGCUUCAGAAACCAGCUUUGAAGUGAGUUCACAGAAGAACAAUGAAAGAUGUCAAGAAACAAUCCAAUCCAAACAGGGUGGCAGCAACACAACCAACCACCCCUCUGCCUCUUCAGCUAGUGACUUUCAGGCAAACUCGGGUGCAGCCGUUGAUGCCUUUUGCCAACCAGAACUAGACUCUAGAGCUGCAUGCCCAAAUGAGACAGUAUCAUUAACCACCUAUUUUUCCGUCGAUAGCUGCAUGACUGAUACAUACAGACUGAAAUACCAUCAAAGACCCAAGCUCUGUUUUCCAGAACUUCCUUCCAGGGAAGGACCUGUGUUGCGUAAUAGUCUUGGUUCAAGCUGUCCUUCUGAGCAAAGCUAUACACCUAGCAUACAUUGUAAUAGAUAAAUGAUCAAAUCGGCCAGCAUCUGCUGCUCCAAGGCCAUUAUACCAACUGACCAAAUCUAGUAAUUUACAAAAUCAAAUCCAUGGCAUUUUAAAAAUCCUUGAUCACUUUAUAUACAGAUACUUGAUGAUCCAUUUAUGGGAUGUUUUAGAAACUUUUUCUGAGUAUCUUGGCAUGCUUUGAAAAAAACAAAACAAAAUAGGAAAUCAGGGAGUAUAUUGUAAUUUGUUUGUUGUAUGGAAUAGCUGAGUAAAAAUGACAUUUGUCCCCCCCUGUCAUGUGGCUAAGAGAUCUGUAAAUAGUUAGCCAGUACCCAUAUGUAGGUUGGCAAAUGACACUAAUUGAAUUGAAAAGUGCUAGGUGGAACCUGGUUUGUCUGUCUAGUCAAAGCAGUAUUUGCUUUUUUGCAGAGCACUUUCUAAUGGGUAACCAGAAGAGGGCUGUACCCAUUUAUUUUUGACUUCUGUGAGAGUCUAUCACAUGACCCCUUCAAGUGUCUUAAAAAAUAGUGGACCCAUGGAAUCUAUAGCUUUUGGAAAGGAAUGCCUUAAUGAUGAACAAUUUCUAAAUUAAUAACACUACCACGUUAGACAGAACUUGUGUUUGCUCCUACUUUUUUCUUUAGAAUAUCUAGUUAACAUAAAUUAGGCCUUUGACAAUAUGUAUUUACAAAUAUAACUCCAGCCAUGUAAGCUAAAAGGUCAAAAUACUUUUAAUGUAUUUAUUUAUCUUGUUACAUUAUUUUUCUAAUUUUAUAUGAAAUGUAAAAGUUUUUAUUUUGGUUUGGUUUACUUUGGGCUGCUAAUAUUUACCAGUGUUAGGAAUCAAUCUUGGGUCCUCUGAGGGAUUGACUCAGAAAUUGCCUGAGUUUGCUCUGCUCUAGUCUUAUUUGCUUAAAGGUUGUCAAUUAAAUUUACUAUUUGAUUUUCUACGUUAAAUUUUAUAGAGAGCUUUAUUUAAACACUUAAUUCAUUUAAGUUUCUUUCACAUUUUUUUUCCUUCAAACAAAUCACCAUUUUAUUCCAACUACCUUCACAGAGAGAAUUUACCAGUGAAAAUGUCAUUUAAAUGGCCUUAAUUCAAUAACUCUCAUUUUAUUUUGUAAUAGACUGAUAAAUUGUGAUUUACAAUAGUUUUAUAAUGUCUCUCCAGAGAAUUAAGCUACAGGAUAAAUGCUUUCUUUACAUUCCAAUGUGGAUAAAUUUCAUAAGUAUAACUUUGUAAUCAAUAAAAUUUAGUAUCUUCAAUUCCACAAACGGUGAUCAAAUGUCCCAAAAUGUGUUUAUAAACCUCCCCCAGCUAUCAGAUCCUUGCCAAAUUCUAUCUUUAACCUACCUUUAACCUUUAACUUUUUGCUAGCCUUUUCUAAUUCUUAACUCUUGGUGAUUAUGUUUUUAUUCUCUUAAUUUAGAAGUAUUUGGGCAUCAACUAAAUUUUAUCUUUUAAGAGUAUUUUUCAGUUUUUAGUACAGAGUUUGUAAAUACUAUAAAGUCUGUAAAAUUUUAUUUGAAAUGUCUGGGUUUUUGUUACUUUCAUAAUAUAAAAUACUAGAAAAUAUAGGCAUCAGGUAUUUUUAUUAGCUUUCAGAAACUUUCUGUGUAGAUUUUUGUUUUCUCAUUUCUGUUUGGUCACUAUGUCCAGUUGGAAAUGCAUUAUUUGAAACACUUCAACAAAUUAUAUACAGCUGUUUCAUAAAUUUAUCACUUCAACUCCACAUAAAGUAGAAAUGUCUGAUUUUGCCUUUCCAGGUCAAAGCCUCCUGAAUUAUGCAAUUUAAUGCAUACACAAAGUAGAAACUGACCAUUUUCUUUUUAAUGUUGCUUCAACACUCCAAAUACAGAUUCAGUAGAUUGUCAUUUAUAUGUAAACUGCAUUUUUGUACUUCUAGGGUGCUUAUUUAUUAUUUCCAUCUGUUACAAACUUCAGCCUUUUAAAUAAUGCAACCAACAGUUGUUCUGUUUCAAAUACUUCGGAAUAUAUUCCUGUGAAAUGAGUUUCUUCUGGUUCAGUUAAGAUAAAUUAAAGUGAAUUAUAGUUGGA
Messenger RNA from Dipodomys ordii (Ord's kangaroo rat), 5795 nucleotides. It is a transcript of the gene Usp53, whose product is annotated as ubiquitin specific peptidase 53. Gene Ontology annotation, cellular component: cell-cell junction. The transcript has 15 exons. Gene Ontology annotation, biological process: sensory perception of sound; protein deubiquitination; response to auditory stimulus. Bases 605 to 3757 code for a protein of 1050 amino acids. The record is from RefSeq and is a predicted model, not a curated record. NCBI's taxonomy places the organism in Eukaryota, Metazoa, Chordata, Mammalia, Rodentia, Heteromyidae. Gene Ontology annotation, molecular function: cysteine-type deubiquitinase activity.